This is a messenger RNA of Prunus mume (Japanese apricot), 1591 nucleotides long. RefSeq names its product DNAJ heat shock N-terminal domain-containing protein. The record is from RefSeq and is a predicted model, not a curated record. Lineage: Eukaryota; Viridiplantae; Streptophyta; Magnoliopsida; Rosales; Rosaceae.
CAGUCCACACCAAUCUCUCUCUCUCUCUCUCUUCUUUUUGUGAGCUUAAUUUUCACAUUCAGCUGAGCUCUGGGAGAUUCUUCAGGCAAAAGCAACUAAUUUAGCAAGAAUGGUGAAGGAAACUGAGUUCUAUGAUGUCCUCAGCGUCAGUCCCUCAGCUUCUGAGGAAGAAAUUCGCAAGGCUUAUUAUAUUAAGGCAAGGCAAGUUCAUCCGGACAAAAAUCCAAACGAUCCUCAGGCUGCUGAAAGAUUUCAGGUACUAGGUGAAGCUUAUCAAGUUUUGAGUGAUCCAGUACAAAGAGAUGCAUAUGAUCGAAAUGGAAAGUAUUGCAUAUCUAGGGAAACCAUGCUUGACCCCACAGCUGUCUUUGCUUUUCUUUUUGGAAGUGAAUUAUUUGAGGACUACAUAGGACAUCUAGCUGUAGCAUCAAUGGCCUCUUCUCAAUUAGCUGGUGAAGGCGACAGCCCUGAGAAAGUGCAUGAUAAAUUGAAGGCUGUCCAGAAAGAAAGAGAAGAAAAGCUAGCAAAAUCACUCAAAGAUUUUCUUAAUCAAUAUGUUCAAGGCGACAAAGAGGGAUUCUUACAGCAUGCUGAAUCUGAAGCUAGACGACUUUCUGAUGCAGCCUUUGGAAUUGAAAUGCUACACACUAUUGGCUACGUAUAUUCGAGACAAGCAGCACAAGAGCUUGGAAAGAAAACCAUAUUCCUAGGAGUACCAUUUUUGGCUGAGUGGGUACGGAAUAAGGGACAUUUCUGGAAGUCACAGAUGACUGCUGCAAAAGGUGCUUUUCAGUUGCUCCAACUUCAAGAAGAAAUCCGUCGGCAAUUUAAAAUGGAUGGAAGUGGCCCUGAAAAUAAUGUUGAAUCACAUAUACGCUUAAACAAAGACACACUUUUGAACUCAUUGUGGAAAUUGAAUGUGGUGGACAUUGAAGUAACUCUCAUGCAUGUUUGUCAAAUGGUUCUACGGGAAAAUAAUCUUAGAAAAGAUGAACUUAAAGCUCGUGCUUUGGCACUCAAACACCUUGGAAGGAUAUUUCAGGAGGAAAAGCAGACACGAAAUGGUGGAACUUCAAGAAGGAAAAGUUCAGCUGACACAGACGACGACGGGAGCAGUUCCGAUAGCAGUUCUGAAGAGGAUUCGCCACGACCACUUUCAUAUAGAACUCCUUUUCUCACUCAGGGUAUUGGCAGGCUCUUCAGAUGCCUUUGCAAUCCAGCAUUUGAUGUUGAUGACGAAGAGAUUGUUUACAAAAGCAAAUGAUAUGCAAUGCAUGAGAUUAUAUGUAAAAGAAGGAAAAGUUGACAAGCGUACGUGAGAUGGCAAAGCAUAUUAAGUUAUAACAGAGGGUGAAAGCUGUCGUGCUAAAUGGAGGAUUUUGUUAUAUUCAUGCUAGAGAAUGGCGCAAGCCUGUGUCGUGUGUCAAAAUGUAUUCAUUCACUGCCCUCAUUAUUGUGGAACAGUUCCAUUUUCAAAUAUGUUCAAUUUUUACAGUGAUAUAUAUAUGUAAUCGCAAUAACGAAGUUUUCUCUUCAGUUUCAGACUCUCUUUAAGAGUCUUCCGCUUGGACGAGGGCGAAUAUAUCUUGUA